Messenger RNA from Protobothrops mucrosquamatus (brown spotted pit viper), 1326 nucleotides. It is a transcript of the gene CHRNB1, whose product is annotated as cholinergic receptor nicotinic beta 1 subunit. Gene Ontology annotation, molecular function: transmembrane signaling receptor activity; acetylcholine-gated monoatomic cation-selective channel activity. Gene Ontology annotation, biological process: nervous system process; regulation of membrane potential; signal transduction. The transcript is spliced from 10 exons. Bases 1 to 1326 code for a protein of 441 amino acids. Gene Ontology annotation, cellular component: synapse; postsynaptic membrane; neuron projection. The record is from RefSeq and is a predicted model, not a curated record. NCBI's taxonomy places the organism in Eukaryota, Metazoa, Chordata, Lepidosauria, Squamata, Viperidae.
AUGCUCGGGGGGGUGGUCCUUGGGGGGCUCCUGUGGAUGCUGGCCGUCUCAGCCGAGGGGGUUUUCGAAGUCGAGGGGCGCCUGAAAGCGCGGCUCUUCCGGAGCUACUCCGCCACGGUCCUGCCGAUCCGCCGCCUCUCCCACAAGGUCCCGGUGAGGGUGGGCAUGUCCCUCUCGCAGCUGAUCAGCUUAAAUGAGAAGGAUGAAGAGCUGACCACAAAGGUCUAUAUGGACCAGGAGUGGAUUGACUACCGGCUCACCUGGGAUCCGGCUGAAUUUGAGGGAAUCACGUCCAUCCGACUUGAUGCAGACAAAGUGUGGCUCCCAGAUAUCGUUCUCAUGAACAACAAUGAUGGUGUCUUCGAUAUCGCUCUCAGCGUGAACGUCCUCGUGCACCACAACGGGAGGGUCCAGUGGCAGCCCCCGGGCCUUUAUCGGAGCAGUUGCAGUAUCCAGGUGACUUACUUCCCGUUCGAUUGGCAAAACUGCACAAUGGUUUUCCGGUCGUACACGUACGACGCCUCGGAACUCACCCUUCUGCAUCCCAUCAACGGGAACGGGCAGGAGGUGAAGGAGAUCUUAAUCUACGAGAACUCAUUUAUUGACAACGGGCAGUGGGAGAUCCAGCACAAACCAUCCCGCAAAAACACUGAUCCAGACGAUCCGCUUUACGAGGAUAUCACCUUCUACCUGAUCAUCCGUCGCAAACCGCUUUUCUACCUCAUCAACGUCAUCAUUCCUUGUAUUUUGAUCACCAUCCUGGCCAUCUUCGUGUUUUAUCUCCCGCCGGACGCUGGCGAGAAGAUGACUCUCUCCAUCUUCGCCCUCCUCACCCUCACCGUCUUCCUGCUGCUGUUGGCCAAGAAGGUCCCCGAGACGUCCCUGGCGGUGCCCAUCAUCAUCAAGUACCUGAUGUUCACCAUGAUCCUGGUCACUUUCUCCGUCAUCCUCAGCGUGGUGGUGCUCAACAUUCACCAUCGCUCACCCAAUUCCUACAAGAUGCCCUUCUGGGUGAGGCAGGUAAAGGGGGCGAGGAGGUUCCAGCUGGAGGCCUUCUCCAUGGACCUGCGGCGGUUCAUCGACGGCCCCAGCCACAGCCUCGCUCUGCCCCCCGACUUGAAGUCGGCCGUGGACGCCGUCCUGUACAUCGCCCAGCAGCUCCAGGAGCAGGAAGACUACGACGGGCUGAAGGAAGACUGGGAGUACGUGGCCUUAGUGGUGGACCGUCUCUUCUUCUGGACCUUCGUGGUCUUCACCUCCAUCGGCACCCUCAUCAUCUUCCUGGACGCCAGCCUCCACCUGCCCCCGGAGAAGCCUUUCCCCUGA